Molecule: messenger RNA, 357 nt
Organism: Gossypium raimondii (Peruvian cotton)
Lineage: Eukaryota; Viridiplantae; Streptophyta; Magnoliopsida; Malvales; Malvaceae
Source: the annotation of a RefSeq genome assembly
AUGUCAGAAUUUGCACCUAUUUCUAUCUAUUUAGUGAUUAGUCCGCUAGUUUCUUUGAUCCUACUUGGUCUUCCUUUUCCAUUUGCUUCCAAUAGUUCGACCUAUCCAGAAAAAUUGUCGGCCUACGAAUGUGGUUUCGAUCCUUUCGGUGAUGCCAGAAGUCGUUUCGAUAUAAGAUUUUAUCUUGUUUCAAUUUUAUUUAUUAUCCCUGAUCCGGAAGUAACCUUUUCCUUUCCUUGGGCAGUACCUCCCAACAAGAUUGAUCUCUUUGGAUUUUGGUCCAUGAUGGCCUUUUUAUUGAUUUUGACGAUUGGAUCUUUUUAUGAAUGGAAAAGGGGUGCUUCGGAUCGGGAGUAA